AAUACAAAUGCGAUGUAGAUUUGCCUUCCAUCCAUGCUACAUUUAUCAAAAAGAAACCCACAACCCAAUGUCUCUUCAAAAUUUCUUCAAAUUUCUCAAGAAAACAUCAGUUAAAGAAAGGGGAAGAAAACCUUCAGCACUUUCAGAGGGACUAUGUCGUCAAUUUUCACUAGCUGAGCUGAAAGCUGCCACCUACAACUUUGAUGAUGAUUUGAAAAUCGGUGAAUGUGGUUUUGGCCCAGUGUACAGGGGCUUCAUUGAUGGCGGCUCCAUGGUCGUCGCUGUCAAACGCUUGAGUAGAUCAUCCCCACAACGAGUUGAAGACUUCCGAAAUGAGGUAGAGUUACUCUGCCAACUGCGCCACCAAAAUCUUGUCUCUCUCGUUGGAAUGCUGAUCCAUGGAAGUGGAGGCAUGAUCAUCCUUUUGGGGAUGCUGAUCCGCUCCCAUGGAAGCGGAGGCUAGAGAUAUGCAUUGGGGCAGCGCGUGGACACUACCUUCACACAAGUACAAAGUAUGCAAUAAUCCGCCGCGAUGUCAAGCCUCGCAAUAUUCAUCUGAACAAAAAUCGGGAUGCUAA
Rubroshorea leprosula is the source of this 578-nucleotide messenger RNA. The record is from the annotation of a GenBank genome assembly. NCBI's taxonomy places the organism in Eukaryota, Viridiplantae, Streptophyta, Magnoliopsida, Malvales, Dipterocarpaceae.